Molecule: messenger RNA, 1093 nt
Organism: Rhinolophus ferrumequinum (greater horseshoe bat)
Lineage: Eukaryota; Metazoa; Chordata; Mammalia; Chiroptera; Rhinolophidae
Gene: ESM1
Product: endothelial cell specific molecule 1
Exons: 3
Coding region: 409-963 (184 amino acids)
Cellular component (GO): extracellular region
Source: RefSeq, a predicted model, not a curated record
GGUGUCAGAGCGAUUCCUGCCUUGAAGGAGGGUAUGCAACCUUCUUUAUUCCCCCCUUCGCAGACGUCCUUGAGCUCUUGAGACGGAUGUGAGCGAGUUUUUUAGUCCUCAUGCAAAACAACCAUCUAAACAUAACAGAUGACAUCAGCUUGGGCUUUUCAAUUCCUGGAUGGCAGCAGCGUGUUAAUCCAGCCUUCAUCCUGGAUUUCAUAAACUAAAACAAGAGAGCCUGGCAGGAGGACAGCGCUGCUGCUGGGUUGAGGAAAUUGAUGACGGGGAAGCAUGCGGGCAACCCAGUGUAUAAAACUCAUAAACGUGUAGGCAGAGGCUCAGCUACCACUUUGGACGGCUGCUUCCCACCAGCAGAGACCACACCGAGGGAAGCUGAACCCCAGCCCGCAGGGAGACAUGAAGAAGAGCCUCUUGCUGCUGGCCACCCUCCUUGUCCCUGCGCACCUGGCGACGGCCUGGAGCACCAAGUAUGCGGUGGAUUGCCCUGAGCGUUGUGACAGUAACGAGUGCAAAAGCAGCCUGCGCUGUAAGAGGACAGUGCUUGACGACUGCGGCUGCUGCCGGGUGUGCGCGGCGGGGCUGGGAGAGACCUGCUACCGCACGGUCUCAGGCAUGGAUGGCGUGAAGUGUGGCCCGGGGCUGAGGUGUCAGUUUUACAGUGAGGAGGAUGAUUUUGGUGACGAGUUUGGUAUCUGCAAAGACUGCCCCUAUGGCACCUUCGGGAUGGAAUGCAAAGAGACCUGCAACUGUCAGUUGGGCAUAUGUGACAGGGUGACCGGCAAAUGUCUGAAAUUCCCCUUCUUUCAAUAUUCAGUAGCCAAGUCUUCCAACAGGAGAUUUGUUUCUCAUACAGAGCAUGACAUGGCAUCUGGAGACGGCAAUGCUGUGAGAGAACUUGUGAAAGAGAAUGCUGCCCGGUCUCCUGUAAUGAAAUGGUUAAAUCCACGUUGAUCCUGGGUGGGAUUUCCAACAGAAGACUGUUUUAAUGAUCAUUCAACACACGGCCAACAUUUAGGAACUGUUUAGAUUAUCGUAUAUGGACAUGUAAUUUUCAGAGACCAAGUGUGAUUCAGGGUGGGUC